Molecule: messenger RNA, 1198 nt
Organism: Photinus pyralis (common eastern firefly)
Lineage: Eukaryota; Metazoa; Arthropoda; Insecta; Coleoptera; Lampyridae
Product: valacyclovir hydrolase
Exons: 5
Coding region: 198-1115 (305 amino acids)
Source: RefSeq, a predicted model, not a curated record
AAUGUUAUAAAUUUACGUGUGAAUAAAGGCAACUGAUAAAUAAAUAUAAUAAUUCAGUAACUGUUAUUAUAAAUCGAUCUACCUAUUUAAAAACCUUUUUCAAUUUAGUUGUUCGUUACUAGUGUUAGUCCCUGACCCUGAGUGACAUGAAGAAAUCACAUAAUAUAAAUUUAGGCAUUGAAUAAAAAAUUUAUUCAAUGGGUACAUUAUCAAUAUUGUAUAACAAACAGCGUGAACUUUGUAGUCAAUGCUCGUCAGGUACAAUGUACCGUAGUUCAACUGUGUUUAAUAAAUCACUGUUUAAACAAAUUCUAACAAAUUUGAGAAAUGUAUACAAAUCCUCAAACAACGGUCAGGAACAGCAAAUUAAAAUUGCUGGCCAGACUAUAAAUUAUUUAAAAAAAGGCAAUGGGCCACAAACCAUUUUAUGCUUUCCUGGUGCGUUCGGAACGAUUUGGACCGACUUUACACCACAAAUUGAAGAGCUGGAUACCAAGAAAUUCACAGUCGUAGUUUGGGAUCCACCGGGAUAUGGCAAAAGUCGACCACCUCAAAGAACUUUUACUAAUGAUUUUUACAUUAAAGAUGCAGACAUGGCUGCUAAACUCAUGAAGGAACUACAUAUAGAUAAAUAUUCUUUAUUGGGCUGGAGUGAUGGUGGGAACUCCAGUAUGAUUUUAUCAUCGAUGUAUCCAAACUGUGUCGACAAUUUAGUCAUUUGGGGAUCGAAUUCUAAAAUAUUGCCAGAUGAUAUUACAGCGUGUGAAAAAAUUCGAGAUAUAAAUUCCUGGUCUGAGAAAAUGAAACGACCGUUUAUAAAGAUGUAUGGAGACGAGUUUCAAACUUUAAUUAAUAAUUGGUUGGAUGCACUACACAAUAUAGCUAAAGAAGGUGGCAAUAUUUGUCACGAUAUGCUCCCAUCUAUUAAAUGUCCUACAUUAAUUCUUCACGGGAAUAAGGAUGCGAUGAUUGCUGAAGAACAUCCAGAUAUACUCUUAAAGAACAUAAAAAACUCAAAAAUUCAUCGAUUUCCAGAAGGAAAACACAACAUCCACCUGAGGUAUUCGCAGGAGUUCAAUGCUGUGGUGUCACGAUUUAUCGAAGAACACAAAUAAAGCAAACUGUAAUUAUCUGUUACUAUAUUGAUGCAAGAAUUAAUGUGUUUAAUGAGUUAAGAUAAAUAAAAAAUGGAACAUUA